Messenger RNA from Otolemur garnettii (small-eared galago), 2053 nucleotides. It is a transcript of the gene GABRQ, whose product is annotated as gamma-aminobutyric acid type A receptor theta subunit. Gene Ontology annotation, cellular component: synapse; GABA-A receptor complex; neuron projection. Gene Ontology annotation, molecular function: GABA-A receptor activity; extracellular ligand-gated monoatomic ion channel activity; neurotransmitter receptor activity. NCBI's taxonomy places the organism in Eukaryota, Metazoa, Chordata, Mammalia, Primates, Galagidae. The record is from RefSeq and is a predicted model, not a curated record. The coding region runs from base 15 to 1964 and encodes 649 amino acids. Gene Ontology annotation, biological process: chemical synaptic transmission; signal transduction; regulation of membrane potential. The transcript is spliced from 9 exons.
AGAGCGCCGCGGCCAUGGGCAUCCGAGGCAUGCUGCGGGCCGCCGUGCUCCUGCUGCUCAUUAGGACCUGGCUCGCGGAGGGAAACUACCCCACUCCCACUCCCCUCCCAAAAUUCCACUUCGAGUUCCCCUCCGCGGUGCCCGACGUUGUUCGGAACCUCUUCAACUGCAAAAAUUGUGCAAAUGAAUCUGUGGUUCAAAAGAUUCUGGACAGGGUGCUGUCGGGUUAUGAUGUCCGUCUGAGACCGAAUUUUGGAGGUGCCCCUGUGCCUGUAAGAAUAUCCAUGUAUGUCUCCCACAUUGAACAGAUAUCAGAAAUUGAUAUGGACUAUACAAUCACCAUGUUUUUUCAUCAGACCUGGAAAGAUCCACGCUUAGCAUACUAUGAGACCGACCUGAACCUGACCCUGGACUAUCGGAUGCAUGAGAAGCUGUGGGUCCCUGACUGCUACUUUCUGAAUAGCAAGGAUGCUUUUGUGCAUGAUGUGACUGUGGAAAACCGUGUGUUUCAGCUUCACCCAGAUGGAACGGUGCGGUAUGGCAUCCGACUCACUGCCACAGCAGCUUGUACCCUGGAUCUGCGAAAAUUCCCUCUGGAUAAGCAGACCUGCAAGCUGGAGGUGGAGAGCUAUGGCUACACUGUUGAAGAUAUCCUGUUAUCCUGGGAGGACAAUGACAGUGCCAUCCACAUGACUGAGGAGCUGCAUAUCCCUCAGUUUACUUUCCUAGGGAGGACAAUUACUAGCAAGGAGGUGUAUUUCUACACAGGUUCCUACAUGCGUCUGAUACUCAAGUUCCAGAUCCAGAGGGAUGUCAACAGCUACCUGGUGCAGGUCUAUUGGCCUACUGUCCUCACCACUAUUCUUUCCUGGAUUUCGUUUUGGAUGAACUAUGAUUCCUCUGCAGCCAGGGUGACAAUUGGCCUAACUUCGAUGCUCAUCCUGACCACAAUUGACUCACAUCUGCGGGAUAAACUCCCUCACAUUUCCUAUGUCAAGGCCAUCGACAUCUAUAUCCUCGUGUGCUUGUUCUUCGUGUUCCUGUCCCUGCUGGAGUAUGUCUACAUCAACUAUCUUUUCUUCAGCCGAGGACCUCGGCACCAUCGUAGACGACGAAGGAGGCCACGAAGAGUCAUUGCCCACUACCGGUACCAGGAAGUGGUGGUGGGAAACGUGCAGGAUGGCCUGUUUAACGUAGAAGACGGAGUCAGCUCUCUUCCCAUCACCCCAGCGCAGGCCCCCUUGGCAAGCCUGGAAAGCCUCGGUUCUUUGAUGUCCACCUCCGAGCAGGCCCAGCUGGCCACCUCGGAAAGCCUCAGCCCACUCCCUUCUCUCUCAGGCCAGUCCCAGCUGGCCACUGGAGAAAGCCUGGGUGAUCUCCCUUCCACCUCAGAGCAGGCCCAGCUCAGCCAUGGUGUUCUAUUUCAUGGUUUCCGGGAUGAUGACAGUAUUAUUCCUACUGAGAUCCGCAACCGUGCUGAGGUCCAUGGGCAUGCUGAGACCGAAGAUUCUGAAGACUCCGAUGACUCUGAUGACUCUGAUGAAAGCUUGAGCUCGGAUGAGAGCCAUGGCCAUGGCCAAGGCCCUAGUGGGAGGCCAGUGUUUCACCGUGGCCAGGGGUGUGUGCAAGAAGGAAACCGUGACCUUGAUGACAUCCAUAGCUUACCUGAUGACGUCAAUGUUGAGAGCAGCUGCCUUGGCCUUAAGGAGAAUAUCAGGUGUGAUACUGAUAGCAUCUGGAGCCUGGAUGAUGAUGAGCUCAUGGCCGGUGGCCAGGAGAAGGAUAGUAGCUCAGAGUCUGAGGAUAGUCCUCCCCCGAGCCCUGGGUGUGCCUUCACUGAAGUAUUUUCCCUCCGUGUCUUUAACCCCGACUACGUCCCUAGGGUUGACAAGUGGUCCCGAUUCCUCUUCCCUCUUGCCUUUGGGCUGUUCAAUAUUGCUUACUGGGUAUACCAUAUCUAUUAGUUCUCGGACACCCAGAGCGGCAGGGUCACCAUGCCGUGCUCCUUUACAAUUUCUUUUGGUUUUGUUUUCCUUUGUUGCCCUUUUUCCUU